Sinocyclocheilus grahami is the source of this 2770-nucleotide messenger RNA. Its product is annotated as ataxin 2-like. Bases 306 to 2753 code for a protein of 815 amino acids. Gene Ontology annotation, biological process: cytoplasmic stress granule assembly. Gene Ontology annotation, cellular component: cytoplasmic stress granule. NCBI's taxonomy places the organism in Eukaryota, Metazoa, Chordata, Actinopteri, Cypriniformes, Cyprinidae. Gene Ontology annotation, molecular function: mRNA binding. The transcript is spliced from 19 exons. The record is from RefSeq and is a predicted model, not a curated record.
ACGCCGUCGUCCAAUGACAAUCAAGGGGUUUUGAAAAAAACAGCCUUCGCGUUUAUCGCUGGCUUAUUCGCGAGACGUGGUGCCGGCAAUAUUUAAUAGAAAAAUAAGGCUUAUCUCUUCGUGUCCUGUUCGUGACAGAAUAUCGGACUGAACUGGACUUCGGGCUAUAACGGAGAUCGCGCUCGUGCGGAUCUGAGAACGCUGCGGAAAAACAACAAAAUAACACCGCGGGCAGGCUAGUCCACCUCCUAGCUUGUCAUAGACAACAAGCGGAAUUUAGCGGGCAACUCAGUUAGCGGCUAGUUAUGUCUUUUCGCCGACAGAACCAACCUGGACCCGGUGGCCGCAAAACAUCCAAUGGAACUUCAGGGUCAAUGGCUUCAUCCGUUCCGGGGAGUAACUCUAACAGACCCACCCCGGGCAGAAACAGAAACUCUGUGAAGACUCCCUCACAGUCACCACCAGUGUUUGAGGGUGUGUACAACAACUCCCGGAUGCUCCAUUUUCUCACAGCUGUGGUGGGCUCCAGAUGCGAUGUUAUGGUGAAGAAUGGCAGUGUAUAUGAGGGAGUCUUCAAGACGUUAAGCUCGCGUUGUGAGCUGGCAGUGGACGCAGUGCACAAAGUGAAAAAUGAAGAAGGAGAUGGAGGCGGAGGCACACCAGUCCAUCCCAGGAGAGAAGAGAUCACGGACACCAUGAUCUUUGGGCCUAAUGACCUCGUCACUAUGAUCUGCAGAGAUGUGGACCUCAACUAUGCUACCCGAGACACUUUUACAGACUCCGCAAUCGGCUCAAGAAUAAAUGGGGACCACAGAGAGAAGGUGCUUCAAAGGUGGGAUGGUGGCGAUAGUAAUGGAGAAAAUUUUGACUUGGAUGCAGAUGCAUCUAAUGGCUGGGAUGCCAGCGAGAUGUUCCGCUUCAAUGAGGAGACCUAUGGGGUGAAGUCUACCUAUGACGCCAGUCUCUCCAUGUACACGGUUCCUCUGGAGCGGGGCAGCUCUGAGGGCUUCAGACAGAGAGAAGCUCGAGCCGCCCGAUUGGCCAAUGAGAUUGAGGCUAGUACGCAGUAUCGCAGCAGGGUGUCGCUGGAGAAUGAUGAGGGACGAACUGAGGAAGACAAAUACAGUGCUGUGAUUCGGGACAGAGACCGUGAUGGAGGAGAAAGAGGAAGAGAUAGUCCUGGGUUCUCCAGUGCUGGGAGCAGGGAUGGCAAGUACAUUCCUCUACCCCAGCGGGCAAGGGAGAGAGAAAUGGGAGUUUCUGGAAGGGCCGAAAGAGGAGGCGCUGUAUCCACCCUGCCUAAUCGAACAAAUAGACCUGGCCCCUCAAGCUCCUCGCCUAGACCUCUCGCCUCUGGUAGUGGUCAGCCCAUUCCUCCCACUGAUAGGAGCAGCCCUCUGUCUGUCAGAGGAGGAUACUCUACACACCAAUCACAGAGCAGCCUCCCUACGCAGCCCCGCCCCUCAGAGCCGGGUCACUCCAGCCCUCCUUCCCCACACACACUCCCGCAUUCGCUCUCACACCCACAGUCUCUCUCAGACUCGGCCCGGCCUGUCAAUGGAGUGUCAUCCAGAAUGUCACCUAAGUCUCAAAGGCCUGGACAGACCAACAGAAACCUGCGUACCUCAAACUCUCACUCCUCUCCUACAGUCUCUCGUUCCCCUAAAACAGAUGCUCCUUCCCAGGACCCUCCUCUGGCUAAUCCUACCUUCUUGGAUACCUCUUCGGUUACUAUGGUGACCUCCAAACCCACUGGACCGACCCCUCUGUUCCCUGUAGAUGUGAAUGAAAUCCUGUCGAAGGAAAGGAUGGAGAGUCCAGCUAGUCCUCAGGAGGGCAAGAGCAGCAAAGUCCAUUCAGACCAACAGAGAUCACAACUCGAGGAGCUUCGCAAGUUUUCUAAUGAUUUUAUUCUUCCAUCUAGCUCCAACCUUUCCAGCUCCAAAACUGCGACCACGGACUCUGCUCAAGCAAACCCCGCCCACAACACACAAACAGACCCUGCCCCUCCAACAGAAGCUAAAACAGCCCCUCCCACAACUCCGACUGCGGCGCUUCCAGCAGAGGAUAGAAGUAGAAAGACAAAUGCAGAGGGGGCGGCAACCACCACCCCUCCACCAGCCACAUCCAUCUCUGCACCCUCUGCCAUGUCUGGCACUGCCAUGCAAAAUCCAACUGCAGAAGGGCAAACAUCAGGGACGCCCCAACCUGCAAGGACCCCAGGCAGUGAGGAGGGCAAACCGGAGGCCUCUGAGAGAUCAGAGGGCAUGGCUGAUCAAGUGAAGAAAUCUACACUCAACCCCAACGCCAAAGAGUUUAACCCCACCAAGGCUCCUCUCAACAUGGUGAAGCCCUCGGCCACUCCGACCCCGCCACGACCAACUCCGCCCAGCCCCACGGUGGUGUUGCAGCCCCCGCCAGGCCAGGGAGCCAUUUACAACACUCCGUACCUGAGCUAUAUGUCGCCCAUCCAGAUACAGGGCCACUCUGUACAGGCACCUCAAAUGUAUCCGUAUUCCAUGACAACUGUUGGUCAAGGGAAGUACGCAAGAACAAAAGGUUCUGUAGUGACUCGUCCAGACCACAGCUCUUCAGCGCCCCCUAUGAUCCAGGCUGCAGCUUCAGCAGCAGGACCUCCUCUGGUGGCGUCUCCUUACCCUCCCUCAUAUCUGCAGUACAACCAGGUCAUACAGGCAAUGCCCCACUACCCUGGACAGGUACCAGCCUACACGUUUUCAGUAGAACAAAUGUAAAAUUAGUCGGAAUGUGC